This is a messenger RNA of Alexandromys fortis (reed vole), 9978 nucleotides long. RefSeq names its product ALF transcription elongation factor 4 (gene Aff4). The transcript has 21 exons. Gene Ontology annotation, cellular component: super elongation complex; nucleus. Gene Ontology annotation, biological process: regulation of gene expression. The record is from RefSeq and is a predicted model, not a curated record. Bases 798 to 4277 code for a protein of 1159 amino acids. NCBI's taxonomy places the organism in Eukaryota, Metazoa, Chordata, Mammalia, Rodentia, Cricetidae.
CUGUGGACGACGAGCUGCGGACAUCCACGUCACCCUAACCUCCCUUGCCCCGCGGAGCGCUGCGGGACUCCGGGCGGCCGAGGCCCGGCCUUCACCUGAGCCCCAGAACCGGUCCACCCGGCUGCGGGGGGCCCCUCCCCGGCCCGCGGCGCCUCCCUAGCGGGCUACGCAGGAGGGCGUGUGCCCGGAGCCGGGUUCGGUCGGCCGGCCCGACGCUGGCGCCGCUCCCGCAGGAUCCGCUGCGGCCUGCGCUUCGCCCCCCUAGGCCGCGGGGCCCAGGCGCCCCGCACGUCAGUCCGCACGUCAACUCCGCGGGGGCGACGCCUCGCGAGCCGCGAGCAGGCGGCCCCCGCGCUGCCCGCGGGAGGGGCGCGGCCUGGUCACGUGACGCUCGCAGCCGCCCGGCCCCGGUCACAUGGGCCGCAGCCACUGCGUCAGUCACAGUGCGGGCUGCGGGAGUCGAGUCGUCGCCGCCGCCGCCGCCCCCAGCGGACGGGGCGGGGAUCUCGGUGCCAGGGCUCCGUCAGCCCGCCCCCGCCGCCGGCUCAGACACCCGUCCCGGGCUCGGCCGGGCCGUCAUGGAGCGGGGCGGAACCCUGGCGUCCGCCGAGUGAGGUGCGCCGCCUCGGCUCCCCGCGGCCUCCGGAUCCGCCGCUGCCCCUCGCCCUUGGCAGCCGGUCGCCGCCUCCUGGGCGGGCCCGAAUGCUCGUCCGGUGAAGGUGCUGGCCGGGCGCCGCCGCCACCGCCGCCGCGGUCGGGAGAUGGUUCGGGCCUAGCGGAGCGGGGACUGGAGCAACAUGAACCGUGAAGACCGGAAUGUGCUGCGCAUGAAAGAACGGGAAAGGCGGAAUCAGGAAAUUCAGCAGGGUGAAGACGCCUUCCCACCUAGCUCUCCUCUAUUUGCUGAGCCAUAUAAAGUUACUAGCAAAGAAGAUAAGUUAUCAAGUCGUAUUCAGAGUAUGCUUGGAAACUACGAUGAGAUGAAGGAUUAUAUAGGAGACAGAUCUAUACCAAAGCUUGUUGCAAUUCCCAAGCCUGCAGUACCAACCACAACAGACGAAAAAGCGAACCCAAAUUUUUUUGAACAGAGACAUGGAGGCUCUCAUCAGAGCAACAAAUGGACUCCUGUAGGACCCGCACCAAGCACUUCUCAGUCUCAGAAACGGUCCUCUGGCUUGCAGAGUGGACACAGUAGCCAGCGGAACAGUGCAGGUGGUAGUAGCACUAGUAGUAGUAGUCAGAGACAUGACCGUGACUCAUAUAGCAGUAGCCGGAAGAAAGGCCAGCAUGGGUCAGAGCACUCCAAAUCACGAUCCUCAAGCCCUGGAAAACCCCAGGCUGUUUCUUCAUUAAGUUCUAGUCAUUCCAGGUCUCAUGGGAAUGAUCACCAUAGCAAGGAACAUCAGCGCUCCAAAUCACCUCGGGACCCUGAUGCCAAUUGGGAUUCUCCUUCCCGUGUUCCUUUUUCAAGUGGGCAGCAUUCAAAUCAGUCUUUCCCACCUUCUUUGAUGUCCAAAUCUAGUUCAAUGUUACAGAAACCCACUGCCUAUGUAAGGCCCAUGGAUGGACAGGAGUCUGUGGAACCAAAGCUGACCUCUGAGCACUACAGCAGCCAGUCUCAUGGUAAUAACAUGACUGAGCUGAAGCCCAGCAGCAAAGCACAUCUCACCAAGCUGAAAAUACCUUCCCGACCUUUGGAUGCAUCAGUUUCUGGUGAUGUAAGCUGUGUGGAUGAAAUACUUAAAGAGAUGACGCAUUCAUGGCCUCCCCCUUUAACGGCUAUUCAUACACCAUGCAAAACAGAACCUUCCAAAUUUCCUUUUCCAACUAAGGAGUCUCAGCAGUCUAACUUUGGCUCUGGAGAACAAAAAAGAUACAAUGCUUCUGCUAAAACAUCAAAUGGGCACCAGUCAAAAUCUAUGUUAAAAGAUGACUUAAAACUAAGCAGCAGUGAAGACAGUGAUGGGGAACAGGACUGUGAUAAGACAAUGCCAAGGAGUACACCAGGAAGUAACUCUGAACCGUCACAUCAUAAUAGUGAGGGAGCAGAUAACUCCAGGGAUGACUCAAGCAGCCACAGUGGAUCUGAAAGCAGCUCUGGCUCUGACUCAGAGAGUGAAAGUAGCUCCAGUGACAGUGAGGCAAAUGAGCCCUCACAGAAUGCAUCUCCUGAGCCUGAACCACCACCAACAAACAAAUGGCAACUUGAUAAUUGGUUGAACAAAGUGAACCCACAUAAAGUAUCCCCAGCUUCUUCUGUAGACAGUAACAUCCCAUCGUCUCAGGCCUACAAAAAAGAAGGUCGAGAACAGGGUGCCGGGAAUAACUACACUGAUCCUGGAGGGCCGAAAGAAACAAGCUCUGCUACUCCGGGACGAGACUCUAAAACUAUCCAAAAAGGAUCAGAAAGUGGGCGUGGGAGGCAAAAGUCUCCUGCACAGAGUGACAACACCACACAGAGGAGAACUGUAGGCAAAAAACAACCCAAAAAAACUGAGAAGUCAGCUGCUGAAGAGCCCCGUGGAGGCCUGAAGAUAGAAAGUGAAACCCCUGUAGACAUGGCUACCAGCAUGCCCUCCAGCAGGCACAAAGCAGCUACCAAAGGCUCAAGAAAACCCAACAUCAAAAAGGAAUCAAAAUCUUCCCCUCGACCUAUAGCAGAAAAAAAGAAAUACAAGUCAUCAGGCAAAUCUUCCCAGAAAUCUCGGGAAAUCAUAGAAACAGAUACCUCGUCCUCAGAUUCAGAUGAAAGUGAGAGCCCCCCUCCUUCCUCCCAGACUCCUAAGUACCCCGAAAGCAAUAGGACUCCUGUCAAGCCCUCCUCCGUGGAGGAAGAAGAUAGCUUUUUUCGGCAACGAAUGUUCUCUCCUAUGGAAGAGAAGGAGCUUCUUUCCCCACUCAGUGAGCCCGACGACAGGUAUCCACUUAUUGUGAAGAUUGACCUGAAUCUCUUGACUAGAAUACCGGGAAAGCCUUACAAAGAAACAGAACCACCCAAGGGGGACAAGAAAAAUGUGCCAGAAAAACACGUGAAAGAGGUGCAGAAGCAAACCUCAGAAAAGGCUUCCAACAAAGGCAAGAGGAAACACAAGAAUGAUGAUGAUAACCGAGCCAGUGAGAGCAAAAAACCCAAAACGGAGGACAAGAACCCAUCAGGCCACAAGCCAUCCAGCAACAGAGAGUCAUCUAAGCAGAGUAGUACAAAAGAAAAGGACUUGCUGCCUUCACCUGCUGGGCCUGUUCCUUCAAAAGAUUCAAAACCAGAGCAUGGCUCUCGGAAGAGGACUGUUAGUCAGUCUUCUUCCUUAAAAUCCAGCAGCACCAACAACAAGGAGAAUAGUGGCAGCAGCAAGAAUAGCUCCUCCACUUCAAAGCAAAAGAAGACUGAAGGGAAGGUUUCCAGCAGCUCCAAAGAGACCAAGGAAAAGGCUCCAAGUAGCUCCUCUAAUUGCCCUCCAUCUACACCAACUCCUGAUUCUUCGAAGCCUCGGAGAACAAAGCUUGCCUUUGAUGACAGAAAUUACUCAGCAGACCAUUAUUUACAAGAAGCAAAAAAACUCAAACAUAAUGCAGAUGCUUUGUCUGAUAGGUUUGAGAAAGCAGUGUACUACCUUGAUGCUGUAGUGUCUUUCAUUGAGUGUGGGAAUGCAUUAGAGAAGAAUGCUCAGGAAUCCAAGUCCCCAUUCCCCAUGUACUCAGACACGGUGGAGCUCAUCAAAUAUACUAUGAAACUAAAGAAUUAUUUGGCACCAGAUGCUACAGCUGCAGACAAGAGACUCACAGUACUUUGCCUGAGAUGCCAGUCAUUGCUGUACCUGAGACUGUUCAAACUGAAGAAGGAGAAUGCUCUGAAGUACUCCAAGACGCUGACUGAGCACCUUAAGAAUUCUUACAGUAAUUCUCAAGCACCUUCACCUGGCUUGGGGAGCAAAGCUGUUGGGAUGCCUUCCCCUGUCUCUCCAAAGCUGUCACCGGGCAAUUCUGGAAGUUACUCUUCUGGGGGCAGUAGUGCUUCAGCAAGUGGUUCUUCAGUGACUAUUCCACAGAAGAUACACCAGAUGGCAGCAAGCUACGUCCAGGUUACAUCUAACUUCCUCUAUGCCACUGAAAUUUGGGACCAAGCUGAACAGCUUUCCAAAGAACAAAAAGAAUUCUUUGCUGAACUGGACAAAGUGAUGGGUCCUCUCAUCUUUAAUGCAAGCAUCAUGACAGAUCUGGCUCGUUACACCCGGCAGGGACUGCACUGGCUUCGGCAGGAUGCCAAGUUGAUAUCUUGAACUGAACAUAUCCUCGUUGCCUCUGAUUUUCCCACAACACUGUGUCACAUCACAAAGGAAAACUGCCAUAACACACCACCUAGUCGACACUAAGAAUGAGGAAUGGUUUUCUCCUUUUUGGUUUAUAUUUUUGUUUCUUAUAACCCAAAGCCAUCAAUUGACCCUUUCAAUAUUCCCAACGUGACAAGUAUUUAAAUGCUUCUAAACCUGCAGUACAUCAGCAAGAUGGUUUCAGUAAUUGGAAUUCCAGUUACAAUUCAUAAAUAAUCAAGUAAAAUUCUAUUUAUUUUCAGUUUUUCAAGUUCCCAUACUGGAGCUUGUUUAAAGCUUAGUUAUUCCUGCCUAUAAAUUUAUUCUGUUGAUUUAUUUAGCAUAAAUUUAAUGUAGGCAUUUUAUUUAUAUAUUUGGGGAGCUGUGUUACUUAAUAUUUUCUAAGGUAAGAGUUGACUUGUCCAUGACAGGACAUGUUCUUUCUAUAGCUAAUUAUCUAAUGUUAUUUCAAGUCUUACUACAGUUUUAUUAUUGUAGGAUUUGUGCUUGGUAUUAAGGAUGCUCUUCCACAUGUGAAAAGUCACUUAAACAUGAGAAGAUGGCAUUCUACAUGGGUGCAAAAGCAAAGUGGGUCUGGUUUGAUAUGCAUUAUUUCAAAACUGUGAAUGUGUGUUAGUAACACUAGCAAUCACAAGGUGACUACAUUGCAUCUAAUGCAUUACAAAAAAAGCAGAUAGACUUGCUGGGAGAAGCACAUUAUACUGAAUGGCUUCAUAAAGGACAAUCUAAAACUGUGGGUUUAUUAAAACCUUGUAUUCUUUUUUUUUUUCUCAUUUGACACUUCAUUGAAGCAGAGUAAGUUACUCCUAAAAAUGAGCAGAAGACAGUAAUCCAGUUUCUGAAGGUCGCAGCCUGUUUCAUUGGUAAUGUUCGAAGGUUGACAUCUGCAGAUCUCCCCUAUGGUGGAGAGAUUAUGAUGCUCAUAUAUGACCAUGCAGUAACUGGAGCUUGGAAGGAGGUGUCACAAUGUCUAAUGUGGAGAUGAUGAAUUUCUCUUUCCACAGAUCCUCAUCAAUGAUGUAUGUUUCUGACAGGAUCAGAAAACUCACAGUAGCAGCUGGGCAUGGUUAUGCUUGCCUGUAAUCCCAGCACUGGGUAGCGGUGACAAGCUACAUAAAGCUAGACACUGAGUUUGGGGCUAGCCUGGGCUACAUGAGACCUUGUCACAUUAAAAAAGAAAAUUCAUAUUAGGAGAGUACCUAACUUGGCUCGUUGUGAGCUCUCUUGGAAAGGGGAAAAUAAUAGGGGUAGUGCUUAGGAAGCCAGCUCUGUAACAAUUCCUUAUCAAACUACUGUUCCCAACAAGGUGCGUAUAGCAGUGAAGGAUGAGGAAUGUCUCUCUUCCUUCUUUUUAGUGCCCCCGUCAUGUCUGGUGUGCCUUAAAUCUUAACUUUAAAUGAUAACUCUACAGAUUGUUUACAGAUAAAGUUUUAUGCUGGGACCAGAUUAGCCAUGCAUGGUUGGUCCUCUACAAUAAUAAUUUUAAAUUCUCUUUGAUUUUAAAUCUUCCUUUAGAGUCACAUUAAGAUAGAUCCCUUCAGAAAAGCUAGUGCUUUGGUACCUGACUUAGUAUAAUCAAUUGGGUAUAAUGCUGCUUCAGAAAAUGGCUUUUCCUUCUCAUUCCAAAAAUCCAUCCAAUUGGGGAGGAAAAAAAUCCCUGUUAUUAGUAGAUGAUUAUUCAGACUUGAAAUGGGAAAGGGGAAGAGAGAGAGAAUAUCUUCACAUCCAGCGGUGUUGUGAGUCCUCUCUUCUAGUCUCUCUCACCACCUGUUUCUAAAGAUAGUGGACUUUGUCCUGCAGUCUCAUAUUCACAGAGCUUAAUUGCUUUGUACCUCAUUAUUUUUACAUACCAUUGAGGGUUGAUAUCUAUAGCUUACGCUGAAUAUAAAAUUUUUCCCUUGGAGAAAUUGCCUCUGAUACCUUUCUAAUUUAAUUGUAGUGUGUUUAAGGAAUACUUUUUCUUCAGAGGCCAUUGUCUCCUCUUUUGUGCUAGUAACUUACAUGGUCUAACAGUUGUGUGUCCUGUCCUUGCCUCUUCUCUCUCACUCUGGCUCCUUAACUUCAGGGAGGUCUUAGAAGUGGAACAAGUGCCCUUUGGGCUUUUAGACUUUAGCAGCUGCAGUGCUGACCUCUGCUUUCCAGCUCUGGUCUGUAUGUCCUCAAGGUGGCCAACACAUUCUGGAGUGACACUGAUGUGUUAAAGCAGAGUUUCCUACAUGUUUCAUGGUGCUGCUUUAAGAAAUUUUCUCUUUAAAACUGUCAGUUCUUGGAGAAUGAAAUUGUUAAGCCUUUCAUUGUGGAGGAUUUUCCCCACCAGGUAGAAACUCCGAUCCUGAGUAAUUGAACUUUUGAUGUCAUAGUGUGUGAGCAUACACUCUCUUCUCUGUGUCUUUUUUCAGACGCUCUGUGUCAGUCAUGUCCAGCACAUACCUUGACUCCUUUACAAGUGACCAUUCCUCCCUUCUCAGUAGGUGCCCUCAGUGGUUUUUAGCCAUUUAAAACUUAGUCUGAAACUUGUAUUCAAUGUAUAGUUAGUACUAGAAAUAGCAACUAUCUUUAAUAUUCAGUUCACUGCUCUAAGAUCACACUCCUAUUCCAGGAGGCAGCAGCGUGCACCAUUAGACUCUGGACAGGCAUCUCACAUGAUUGCAGUGUGGGAACUGUCACAGUCAUUCUGCCUGGGAGAGACUGGGCUGUGGGGAGCACUCCCCUCCAGGCAUUCAAGAUUACACAGCCUCGCCCAUGCCCCAUGCUGGCUGGAGAGCACCCAGCCCUUUCCUUGCUCAGUAACACCUUUUUCUGGGCAAGAAGUUUUGGAGUCACUUUAUCAGUGAGCUUUCAAAUAUAUUCACAAAUAUUGCUGCUGAAGGAAGAAGAUUGAUCUCUACUGAUUUAAUUCUCCAAUAUUAAAACAAUUCAAGAGUAAUGUGUGCACGCACCCACACUUGCCUGUUUUUCUGGGAAGCUCUUGCACUAGGGAUUUAUAGGCAUCUGGGCUGCACUUUGAAUGACACACUUGUGGCUUUAGAGUAGCUGUUGUUGUUUUUGUUGUUGUUUUGUUUUUAAAUUUAAAUUGUUCUUUGUUUUUUUUUUAAUUAAAGAUUUAAUCAGCUAGAUUAGGCAGCAUCAUUUGUAUUUAACCGCUGAAACUUUGGUACAUUGAUGUUUAAUGAAUGAGCUUGCAUUGUGUAGCCAGGGCCUACAAAGGUUCUUGUCAGAAGUACAAGCACUGCCUGAGGUCAGUGCUCAGAGGAGUUUGUAGUGCAGCCAGUUAAAUAGCUCCAUUAGAUGAUGCCUAGCUCAGUUGAGAAGGGGGAUGCUGUGCACUCUUCCAGGUCUGAGGGUAUGCAACUUUGGAUCUUAAAAUUAUGUACACAUACACACUUUAUAUAUAUGUACGUAUGUAUGUAUGAAAACAUGGAAUUAGUUUGUCAAAUGUGUGUGUUUAGUAUUUUAGCUUAGUGCAACUAUUUCCACAUUAUUUAUUAAAUUGAUCUAAGACACUUUGUUCUUGGCACCUUGAAUAUUAACAUUCAAGGGUGCAAUGUGUAUUCCUUUAGAUUGUUAAAGCUUAAUUACUAUGAUUUGUAGUAAAUUAACUUUUAAAAUAUAUUUGAGCCCUUCUGUAGUGUAAUAGGGCUCUUACAGGGUGGGAAAGAUUUUAAUUUUCCAAUAGCUAAUUGAACAAAAUGGCUUCAUUGUAUAUUUUGGUUUAUAGGAGUCUAUAGGUGUCUGGGUCCCAAGGACAUCUACUGAGGAUGCCUGUUUUAGGCUGGGUGGUGAUAGUCAGACUAAACCUAAGUGACUUGGGGAGCCAGAGCACUUUGCUCAAGUCCAUAGACUCCUGUAUCUCAUGUUCCCUUAGGAUGUGGAACACAGAUCCCAUCCACCUUCACAUCUCAGUUGGAGAGGCAGACUUUUUCCAGUAGUAUUUCACACCUAGUGUUGCUGUGAGUAAAAUCAGCAGAAAAAGUAGUGAAUGACUGGGAAGAUGCACUGAGAAGGCCCAGUUGUCACACUGGUGAAUGUACCUUUCACAUACUUGUGAGUGGAGGCAUCGAGCUUUGACUUUCAGACCCUGAAAUCAAGCCAGCAAGUAACAAAAGUCCUUAAGGUUAGAGAAGGCCAGGAGUGCUGGUGCAUACCCUGAUGCAAAGGUCAGCCUUUGCUGGGUAGUGAGCCUGAGCUACUGAGACCCACUCUCCAGGAAAUAAAUAAAAGUCAUUUGGUGAACAAGGUGUGGUGGUGCAUGCUUGAAUUCUAGCACUCAGAUUGUCAGUUGAGACUAGCAUGCACUAGGGAAACUGAGAAAGAGGAUGUUGGUCUGCGGAACUCCUGUUCACAUGUUAAUUAAAAAGAACUUGUUGUCUCCUGAACAGGGGAUGGAAACAGAAGCUACACCUGUUUUGUAGAUGGAAUUUAGAACAAGGUGUUUGGGUGAAGUCUCAACAAAGUUAGAGAUUUCUUUCAGCUUAAAUAGCUCAUUUUUAAGAAGUUGAUUUUCAGGAUUGUCCGCAUGCACCUCUCUCCUUGCUGCCGUUGCUCAGCUAAGCAGAACUCAUCAUCCUUAAACCCAGAGAAAGCUCUCAGAAGAGCUUGGACAAGCUCCCACCCAGAAAUCCUUGUAAUACUUGGCUUUGACCUUGCUGCUUCUGUGUUAGCUUCCUUCUCAGCUUUUAGCCACUGGGUUUCUGCCUGUUCUGUACCUCUCUGGAAGACAUCAGUUUGGAAGUGCUACCUUUCAAACCAAUGCCAUGGCUUCUGUAUUGUUGAGCUUGUUGUUGUCUCAGAGGUGUCCCCAUUAUGCACACACCUGCACAUCACUGACAUGAGCAUUCAACAGUACUGGGAUGGGGUGGGGCUCACCAACAGCGCUGGCUCACUUGGCAGGGCCUGCAAAGGCCACACUUGAGGGCCAGAUGCCCAGUUGGUAAGCACACUUAGGGAAAUUUCUACCUAGCCUCCAUUUUGAAUGAUUUUGAGAAGUUUUAUAUAUGGAGGAUGGAAAUGCUUAUAUAUUUAUUGAAGAUCUUUUUAUUUGAAAUUAAAAUCAUUUGGUAAAUAAUGGUUUGCUAUUUGGGGAGGGUUUUGGAGGGGAAGUAACACGAUUGAUAAAGUACAGGCCUAUUGCCUCUGCAGAAAGGCACUGUUGCUGAUAGGAGGCUUCAUCUUGUACAUGAUCCAAUCUUUGUUUUACGUUUCUUUUAUCCAAAAUAUCUAGGCAUCUGACACUUUCAACCAAAAUUUCAAUUAUAUACUGUGAUUUUUAUUUGUUGCAAUACAUUAAAUUUCAGAGGUACUUUGGGGCUCAAAAGCUAGGAUUUCUAAGUCAGUAUGUGCAUUUCACAUAAUAAGCUGUUAAUGGUGAGCAAAGUAUUAUAUACUAACUAGAUUUUCCACAUCUGUAUAGUAUAUUAUAAGUAUUUUGUGGUAUUGAGAUUAUAGAAAGUUUAGAGUGUCAAACAUGCGUUUAAUGUGUAUUUUUAAACAAAUUUAUGGCAAUUAAAAUAUUUGGAGACAAGGGUAUCACAUUUCAAUUUGUAAAACUCUUUUUAACUCUACUGUGUCAUUACGAUGCUUUGUAUAAUGCCAAACCAUAGCUGGAGAAACUAAGUUUAAUAAAUAUCAGAUAGCUUUUCUGUAUAAUGUU